AGAAAGAGAAGAAGUAGAAGAACAACAAAAAUAGAGAAAAAAAAAUUAUUCCUCAAAAAAUUAAAAAAUGCCACCGAAGGCCUUAUUACUGGCAUGCUUCCCGCGUAACUGAAGCGCUCAUUGUCAAUAAUCCCAAAUCCAAUUGGGUUUUUGAUUAUUGGGCAGAUUAUGAACCCUAGCUAGCGAUGAUGACUUGAUCCUGAUUCUUAAUAGUAUCCAUUUUGUUGCCCUGAUUCAGAAAGAUAUUGUUCGUUUAUCGCAUCGAGAAUCGGAAUCUGGAAGUGGGAAAAAAUGGGCAGGAUUGCUGUAGCCGUUAUCGUGAGUUUGUGGGUCGUUCCGAUCUCCAUCCUCGUCAAUCGCAUUGUUCCCGAUCCUUAUAUGGACGAGAUAUUUCACAUACCUCAAGCUCAGAAAUACUGCAGUGGGAACUUCAGAAGUUGGGACCCCAUGAUUACUACUCCUCCUGGACUGUACUAUCUUUCACUCGCUCAUAUUGCUUCUUUGUUUCCUGCUGUUGUCUUUACGCAAGCAGGAUCAUCGUUUUCUGAAGCCUGUUCCACUCAGAUUCUUCGUUCAACCAAUGGGAUUUUGGCAGUUUUAUGCAGUGUUCUUGUAUAUGAUAUAAUCUCCCAUUUAAGGCCGAAUCUUGAUGAUAAAAAGGCAACUACUUAUGCAGUGAUUUUUGCACUUUAUCCUCUCCAUUGGUUCUUCACUUUUCUUUAUUAUACUGAUGUUGCGUCACUAACAGCAGUGCUUGCUAUGUACCUAGCAUGCUUGAAGAAGAAUUACUGGUCGAGUGCAUUGUUUGGUAUCUUUGCAGUUGUCAUUCGACAAACAAAUAUUAUAUGGAUGCUUUUUGUAGCAUGCUGUGGAGUUAUUGAUACUACUUUGACUUGCCACGAUGAUAAUGUACAAAUACAUGAGAAUGAUUUGGUGCAAGAAUCUAGUCCAUUGAAUGCUAAAGGUAGUCUCGUUUCCAGUGCGAACUUGCGAAAGAGAAAGUUCUAUCGUACAAAGGUUGCUGGCAAACAAUUUCCACGUAGCACAAGAUUCUCGUCAAUAAACCUGAAAUCAGGUCUAAUGGAUGAGGUUAGGUCCAUGAUAUUGACCAUGUGGCGUAUGAAAUCUGAGCUUUUGGUUUCAUUUAGCCCCUUUUUGAUUGUGCUUAUGGCCUUUGUUGCGUUCGUUCGUUGGAAUGGAAGUAUAGUUCUAGGUGCAAAGGAAGCGCAUACUGUCUCUCUUCAUUUUGCACAGAUUAUGUAUUUUGGUCUAUUUUCUGCUCUUGUUACGGCUCCAUUGCACUAUAAUUUAAGUGAAGUCAUAGAUCUGUUUCACUCAUUCUGGAAAGGCAGACCUCUGAGUUGUUUUCAAGUUUUUAUUUUUCUUCUUGCUGGCUUCAUCUCUGUACACUAUUUCAGCAUAGCUCAUCCCUAUCUUCUCGCUGACAAUCGGCAUUACCCCUUUUACCUUUGGCGUAAAGUUAUCAACACUAAUUGGUCGUCGAAGUACCUUCUAGUUCCAGCUUACGUUUGUUCUUGGUUUUCCAUCUUCAACAUAUUAGGGAAAUUUCGGAGGAAAAUCUGGGUACUUGCAUAUUUCGUAGCCACAGCUGCGGUUCUUGUUCCUGCUCCACUGAUUGAGUUCAGAUACUUCACGACUCCAUUUUACUUCUUGAUGCUUCAUUCUCAGAUGAAUGGUAGGCUAAGUUGGCUUUUGAUUGCACUUCUUUUCAUAGCUUUGAACGCCUUCACAAUGAUCAUGUUCUUGUUUCGUCCAUUUUACUGGGAAAAUGAGUCUGGAAAGCAGAGGUUCAUAUGGUAGAUUAAUUAUUAGUUCAAAAUGCCAGAAGAUCUGUACUGACUACUUGUAGUUUUACCAUUUCAUCAAUGUUAUUGAUUCAGAGUUCAAAUCAUAGACAUAUCAAGGCUUUUGCCCCCUCUCUUCCUUGUUGAACUUAGGGAUGAUCAUCACUUCUCCCCCCUUUAUUUGUUCUUAAUUAGUAGAGCUAAGUUGGUACUCA
Molecule: messenger RNA, 2020 nt
Organism: Momordica charantia (bitter melon)
Lineage: Eukaryota; Viridiplantae; Streptophyta; Magnoliopsida; Cucurbitales; Cucurbitaceae
Gene: ALG10
Product: DIE2/ALG10 family
Biological process (GO): dolichol-linked oligosaccharide biosynthetic process; protein N-linked glycosylation
Cellular component (GO): endoplasmic reticulum
Molecular function (GO): dolichyl pyrophosphate Glc2Man9GlcNAc2 alpha-1,2-glucosyltransferase activity
Source: RefSeq, a predicted model, not a curated record